AUGGGGUCUACCAUGGACAGUGCCAAGAUCCUCUUCUCUGUUCUGUUCCUCUACGUCUGCUACCAGGUGACUCAGGGCCAGAUGGUGAUGGACUGCUGUCUGGAGGUCAAUAAAAAAGAGAUCCCACCACGCAUUGUCACGGGUUACCAGCCUCAGGUUAGGGGUCAAGGCUGCUCCAUUGACGCCAUAGUCUUCAACACCAAAAAGGGACGUAAACUGUGUGCCCCUACUGGCCCUGCCUGGGUUACUAACCUGAUGAAACACAUGGACAAGCUGAUCAAGAUGUGCCACGACACCAACUUCAAGGGUAAACACUGUAAGAAGAUGAAGCCCAAGCAUUCCUAA
Messenger RNA from Salvelinus namaycush (lake trout), 345 nucleotides. Its product is annotated as C-C motif chemokine 20-like. The transcript has 4 exons. Gene Ontology annotation, cellular component: extracellular region. Gene Ontology annotation, molecular function: CCR chemokine receptor binding; chemokine activity. Gene Ontology annotation, biological process: chemokine-mediated signaling pathway; G protein-coupled receptor signaling pathway; inflammatory response. The record is from RefSeq and is a predicted model, not a curated record. NCBI's taxonomy places the organism in Eukaryota, Metazoa, Chordata, Actinopteri, Salmoniformes, Salmonidae. Bases 1 to 345 code for a protein of 114 amino acids.